This is a messenger RNA of Meleagris gallopavo (turkey), 1664 nucleotides long. RefSeq names its product frizzled class receptor 1 (gene FZD1). Gene Ontology annotation, biological process: canonical Wnt signaling pathway; non-canonical Wnt signaling pathway. The record is from RefSeq and is a predicted model, not a curated record. Gene Ontology annotation, molecular function: Wnt receptor activity; Wnt-protein binding. Gene Ontology annotation, cellular component: plasma membrane. Lineage: Eukaryota; Metazoa; Chordata; Aves; Galliformes; Phasianidae.
GGGGGCGGCGCGGGGGGCUCGGGGUCGGGUGAGGCCCGCGGGCGCUUCUCCUGCCCGCGGGCGCUGAAGGUGCCCUCCUACCUGAACUACCGCUUCCUGGGCGAGAAGGACUGUGGGGCGCCCUGCGAGCCCGGACGCCUCUAUGGGCUCAUGUACUUUGGGCCCGAGGAGCUGCGCUUCUCCCGCACCUGGAUCGGCAUCUGGUCCGUGCUCUGCUGCGCUUCCACGCUCUUCACCGUCCUCACCUACCUGGUGGACAUGAAGCGUUUCAGCUACCCUGAGCGGCCCAUCAUCUUCCUCUCGGGCUGCUACACGGCCGUGGCCGUGGCCUACAUCGCCGGCUUCCUGCUGGAGGAGAGGGUGGUCUGCAACGAGCGCUUCGCUGAGGACGGCUCGCGGACCGUGGCGCAGGGCACGAAGCGGGAGGGCUGCACCAUCCUCUUCAUGAUGCUCUACUUCUUUGGCAUGGCCAGCUCCAUUUGGUGGGUCAUCCUCUCCCUCACCUGGUUCCUGGCGGCCGGCAUGAAGUGGGGCCACGAGGCCAUCGAGGCCAACUCCCAGUACUUCCACCUGGCCGCUUGGGCUGUGCCGGCCAUCAAGACCAUCACCAUCCUGGCCCUGGGGCAGGUGGAUGGAGAUGUGCUCAGUGGUGUCUGCUUUGUGGGCAUCAACAAUGUGGACGCUCUGCGAGGCUUCGUGCUGGCCCCCCUGUUCGUCUACCUGUUCAUCGGCACCUCCUUCCUGCUGGCUGGCUUCGUGUCCCUCUUCAGGAUUCGGACCAUCAUGAAGCACGAUGGCACCAAGACGGAGAAGCUGGAGAAGCUCAUGGUGAGGAUAGGGAUCUUCAGCGUCCUCUACACGGUACCGGCCACCAUCGUCAUUGCCUGCUAUUUUUACGAGCAAGCUUUUAGGGAACAGUGGGAAAGGAGCUGGGUCACGCAGAGCUGUAAGAGCUAUGCCAUCCCCUGCCCAAAUAACCACAGCAGCCAUCACCCACCCAUGAGCCCUGACUUCACCGUCUUCAUGAUCAAGUAUCUCAUGACCUUAAUUGUGGGCAUCACCUCAGGCUUCUGGAUCUGGUCGGGGAAAACACUCAACUCCUGGCGGAAGUUCUACACCAGGCUCACCAACAGCAAGCAGGGUGAGACCACCGUGUGAGCCCGCGGCCGGGCUGGAAAACUGUGCAGACCGCUGGCGUUCCUGCAGAGGAAAAGUCAGGUGGGGAACUCUGUGCUUGGGACAGACUUGGGGGUUAUGUUCUCCCUCUCCUCUCUCUUGCUGUCUCCUGUAGGAACUGAACAUACCGUGAGGCUGGGGGAGAGAGAUGUAAAUAGCCUCUGUAAGAUUUUGUAAGUAUAUUUGUAUUUAAAUUGCAAAAACAAAAAAACAACUCACUUUUUUAAUUAUUUAGGACAUUUUUAACCCGUUUGCAGAUUUUACUUCCUUGCCACCACUUUUUUUUUUUUUUAAACUUUAAAGAAAAAGGCAUUGCGAUUUUAUUUCAUAGGGCAGGAUGGAAAAAACUUCUGACAAACUCUCCCUCUCCCCCACGCAGCUUUUGCAAUGGCUUUGCCUGGAGUUUCAGGAGCAGCAGAGCCUGGGCUGGGGCAGGUGCCCGGUGCCGGUGUGGAGCAGCUCUGGCCAACCUUGGCUAGAGCACCGCU